This is a messenger RNA of Aplysia californica (California sea hare), 3371 nucleotides long. RefSeq names its product elongation factor 2. Bases 104 to 2632 code for a protein of 842 amino acids. Gene Ontology annotation, molecular function: translation elongation factor activity; GTPase activity; GTP binding. The record is from RefSeq and is a predicted model, not a curated record. Gene Ontology annotation, biological process: translational elongation. Lineage: Eukaryota; Metazoa; Mollusca; Gastropoda; Aplysiida; Aplysiidae. The transcript is spliced from 14 exons. Gene Ontology annotation, cellular component: ribonucleoprotein complex; cytosol.
UAACCUCCAAUCAUCACGUGAUAUGUGACGUCCUUUUCCCCCAGAGUCCAUUGAUAGGGCAACACAGAAAUUAGUGUGGUUGUCCAUCUAGACUCUAUCCAAAAUGGUGAACUUUACCGUCGACGAGAUCCGGUCCAUUAUGGACAACAAGAAAAAUAUCAGGAACAUGUCCGUCAUUGCUCAUGUGGAUCAUGGAAAGUCAACCCUGACUGAUUCCUUGGUCAGUAAAGCUGGUAUCAUUGCCUCUGCAAAGGCUGGUGAGACCCGUUUUACAGACACCAGAAAGGAUGAGCAAGAAAGAUGUAUCACCAUCAAGUCUACUGCCAUUUCCCUGUACUACGAGUUGGCCAAGGAGGACAUGCAGUACAUCAAGCAGGAGUAUGAUCCAGAAAAUAACCACUUUCUGAUCAAUCUCAUUGAUUCUCCGGGCCACGUGGACUUUUCAUCGGAAGUGACUGCUGCACUCCGUGUUACUGAUGGAGCUUUGGUCGUGGUGGACUGUGUUUCUGGAGUCUGUGUGCAGACUGAAACUGUCUUGCGUCAGGCUAUUGGUGAGAGAAUCCGCCCAGUUCUGUUCAUGAACAAGAUGGACCUGGCCCUGUUGACCCUUCAGCUUGAUCCUGAGGAUUUGUACCAGACUUUCCAGAGGAUCAUCGAAAACGUCAACGUCAUUGUUGGUACUUACGGUGAAGACGAUGGGCCCAUGGGAGAUAUCCAGGUGGACCCCAAGAACGGAACUGUGGGCUUUGGAUCUGGCCUGCACGGAUGGGCUUUCACCCUGAAGGACUUUGCGAAGCUGUACGUCAGCAAGUUUGGAAUUGAAGAAACUGCCUUGAUGAAGAGGUUGUGGGGCAACCAGUUCUACUCUCAGAAACAGAAGAAGUGGUUCAAGGAAGAAACGCAGGGUGCAGUGAGAGGAUUCACCAACUACAUCUUGAAACCCAUUUACGAGAUUUUCAACAGCUGCAUGAACAAGCCAAAGCCCGAUGCCCUUAGUCUGGUGGAGAAACUUGGAGUGAAGCUGACUACUGAAGAGAAGGAGUUGGAAACCAAGCAACUGUUGAAGUGUGUCAUGAGGAAGUGGCUGCCAGCUGGAGACGCUAUGUUGCAGAUGAUUGUCAUUCACUUGCCAUCACCUGUCACUGCCCAGAGGUACAGAGCUGAGCUUCUCUAUGAAGGACCUUUUGAUGAUGAGUGCUGUGUUGCUGUGAAGCAGUGUGACCCGAAAGGACCCCUGAUGAUGUACAUUUCCAAGAUGGUACCCACCAGUGACAAGGGACGUUUCUAUGCCUUUGGACGUGUGUUUGCUGGAACAGUGGCCACUGGACAGAAGGUCCGAAUCAUGGGACCCAACUUCAUCCCUGGCAAGAAAGAGGAUCUGUUCGAGAAGAACAUUCAGAGAACCAUCUUGAUGAUGGGCCGUUACGUGGAGUCAAUUGAGGAUGUGCCCUGCGGCAACAUCUGUGGUCUGGUGGGUGUUGACCAGUACUUGGUGAAGACUGGCACCAUUUCCACCCACAAGGAAGCUCACAACAUGAGAGUGAUGAAGUUCAGUGUGAGCCCUGUGGUGAGAGUGGCUGUGGAGUGCAAGAACCCCUCUGAGUUGCCCAAGCUGGUCGAGGGUCUCAAACGGUUGGCCAAGUCUGAUCCUAUGGUGCAGUGCAUCAUUGAGGAGUCGGGCGAGCACAUCAUUGCUGGAGCUGGUGAGUUGCAUUUGGAAAUUUGCCUGAAAGAUUUGGAAGAGGACCAUGCUGGCAUCCCCAUCACUGUGUCUGAGCCUGUGGUGUCCUACAGAGAAACGGUCUCUGAGCUGUCAGACAUCAUGUGCUUGGCCAAGUCGCCCAACAAACACAACAGACUGUUCAUGAAGGCUGAACCCCUGCCAGAGGGUGUGGCUGAAGCCAUUGACAAGGGUGACAUUGCCCCAAGACAAGAGGCCAAGGAGAGGGCGAGAUUCCUCAGUGACAAGUUCGGCUUUGACGUUGGUGAGGCCAGGAAGAUCUGGUGCUUCGGCCCCGAGGGUACUGGACCCAACCUUCUGAUUGACUGCACCAAAGCUGUCCAGUACCUGAACGAGAUCAAGGACAGUGUCAUUGCUGGAUUCCAGUGGGCUUCAAAGGAGGGUGUCCUUUGUGAAGAGAACAUGAGAGGCUGCCGAUUCAACAUCUAUGACGUGACUCUGCACGCUGACGCUAUUCACCGUGGUGGCGGUCAGAUCAUCCCUACUGCCAGAAGAGUGCUGUAUGCUGCUGCCAUCACUGCUCAACCCAGGGUGUUGGAACCUGUCUACCUUGUGGAGAUUCAGUGUCCUGAACAAGCUGUGGGAGGAAUCUUUGGUGUAUUGAACAGACGUCGUGGUGUUGUGUUUGACAACCAACAGAUUGGAAGCACCCCUCAGAUCACCGUCAAAGCCCAUUUGCCUGUAAACGAGUCUUUUGGCUUCACCGCUGAUCUCCGCUCCAACACGGGAGGCCAGGCCUUCCCCCAGUGUGUGUUUGACCACUGGCAGAUCCUGCCUGGUGACCCCAUGGACCCAGCCACCAAACCAGGUGUUGUGGUCACCGACACCAGGAAGCGCAAGGGCUUGAAAGAGGGCAUUCCUCCCCUGGAAAACUUCAUGGACAAAUUGUAACAUCUGGGAUUUUCUAACCUUUUUUUUUUCCCUUUUGUCCUGUUUUACCCAAUGUCCUCGUCAUCACCCCUUAAAAUGGUUUUAUCGUAGACUGGUAUGAUUUUUCUUGAAGUCUCUGAACAUGCAAGUUCCAUUUUUUGUGUCGGCCGACUAAGUAACAGUGGAUGUAUCCCAUGCCGUCGACGUUUUUAAGGUGCUUUGCUCUUAUGGUAGUGCAGUAAACGCUUGUUGGAGUCAAUGUAAGAACGGACUUCUUGCUUCCUUUUGUCCCCUUUCUAAAUUUUGUCCUGAGGACUUGAAUGUUUAGAGACUUGACUGACACCACGGUAUGUGUUUUUGACCCUGGCAAGUUGAUGCUACAGAGAGUUAAAUUUGGCUUUUCCCGCGGACUACUGGGGACUAGUAGGACUGUAACUGAAAGCUGUCCAUUUGUUUCAAGCUUCAUCAGGGUGAUAGGUUUUAUGAUAGUUGUUUCUAUUUUUUUAUAUAUCGCACUAUCUUCUGGCCUUGACUUGUGAGGGGUUACAUACCUCAAGUACUGGAUUGAUAAAUGGAAGACUUAAUUGGUUACUUCUUGUACGAAACAUCUUUUAUCACAAACUGAAUAAAGUUCAUCACUUUGGAUCAGGACUAGUCGGGUAUUCAUGUCUAAUGAAUCUACGCUUACUAUAGCAAGAAACUCAAGGUAAAGGUUGAUUCAAACUUGCUAUGUACGAUUGUCAAUAAAAGACUUAAUUUA